GAACAAGCCUCGGAGGAGAGCCUGGAGUGGCGGUGAGGUCGUAGGGUGGGCCGAGGGCAGCGAGAAGGCUGCCGAGGCCCAGGGCAACAGAGGGUGCUGGAGCCAUUGCAGCAAGGGACCGGCAGCCUUGUGCGUUUGCAAUGGUAAUUUGCAGAUGGUUCCUGGUAGCUACAGGGUCUCUGAGGCGGAGCCUGGGGCUUCGUAUAAAAUAAUCCAGCCUGGGUUCCCCCGUGGGUCAGAGCAGUCUUGGGGCGGAGCCAAGGUUGGCUCCUGCCGGGGAGGAGCCGGGAUGCCGCUCCCGCGGUGAUGCAGAGGGGAAUUUGCUGACAGUCCCUUGCCAGGUGGGGCUGGCUUCACCAGGCCCGCGACGAGGACCGGCUGGCUGUCUCCUCCCAGAGCCUUGGAGGAACCCACCUUCGUUGUCAGGAACUGAGCAGGGACAAGGCUGGGCCGCUCAGAAGCACCUGAGGACCGAUCAAGAGGAGGGAGGGCCAGUGAACCACCCAUCUGCCUGAGCCACAAACCUCACCUGCUGGUCCAGCUUCCGGGUAGCUGAGCGAAGCCCCCAGGCCUGACUUAGACCCUCUCUGGAGAACUGACGCAGGAAGAUCCCAGGAUGGCUGCCGUGCAGGGCAACCUGAAUAUGGUGAAAGAGACACAGAACAUGACAGCACACAACUGCUUCAAUUCUCAGAGCACCGUCCUGCAGGGGCAGCCCUUUGGGGGAAUCCCCACUGUGCUGUUCCUCAACGUCAUCUUGUGGGUGGUCAUCAUUUUGGUUUAUUCCUUCCUCCGGAAAGCUGCGUGGGACUACGGGCGCCUGGCUCUGCUCAUUCACAAUGACAGCUUGACUUCACUGAUCUAUGGGGAGCAGAGCGAGAAGACGUCUCCCUCGGAUAUUUCCCUGGAGAUGGAACACAAGGACAAGGGCUUCUAUUCCUGGUUCUUCAACACCAUCACCAUGAAGAACGAGGAUCUAAUUAGCAAGUGUGGAGACGAUGCCCGCAUCUACAUCAUGUUCCAGUAUCAUCUCAUCAUCUUUGUGCUUAUCCUCUGCAUCCCCUCCUUGGGCAUCAUCUUGCCCAUCAACUACACUGGAACCGUUCUGGAUUGGAAUAGUCACUUCGGUCGGACCACCAUUGUCAAUGUCUCCAUAGAGAGUAAGGUCCUGUGGCUGCAUAGCUGCUUCUCCUUCCUCUAUUUCGUCAUUAACUUCGUCUUCAUGACCCAUCACUGUUUAGGGUUUGUGCCCAAGAAGAGCCAUAAGGUCACCAGGACACUAAUGAUCACCUAUGUCCCCACGGACAUCCAAGACCCAGAAAUCAUCAUUAAGCAUUUUCAUGAGGCCUAUCCAGGAUGUGUGGUGACCAGAGUCCACUUCUGCUAUGACGUCAGGACCCUGAUCGAUUUGGAUGAUCAGAGGCGCCAUGCGAUGCGGGGCCGGCUCUACUACACUGCCAAGGCCAAGAAGAAUGGGAAGGUGAUGAUCAAGAUCCACCCCUGUUCCCACCUGUGCUUCUGCAAGUGCUGGACCUGCUUCAAAGAGGUAGAUGCAGAACAAUAUUACAGUGAGCUGGAGGAGCAGCUGACUGAUGAGUUCAACGCUGAGUUCAACCGCGUUCGGCUGAAGCGUCUGGACCUGAUCUUUGUCACCUUCCAGGACUCCAGGAUGACGAAGCACAUCCAGGAAGAUUACAAGUACAUCCAGUGUGGCGUGUCCCCCCAGCAGUCCUCGGUGUCCACCACCGUCAAAUCCUACCGCUGGAGGGUUGCCCUUGCCCCACACCCUAAAGACAUUAUUUGGAAACACCUGUCCGUCCGCCGCUUCCAUUGGUGGGCCCGCUUUAUCGUAAUCAACACCCUCCUCUUCUUCCUCUUCUUCUUCCUCACCACGCCUGCCAUCAUCAUCAACACCAUCGACAUGUACAACGUCACCCGCCCCAUUGAGAACCUGCAGAGCCCAGUCAUAACCCAGUUCUUCCCCUCCCUGUUGCUCUGGGCAUUUACAGUGAUAAUGCCUCUGAUGGUCUACUUCUCUGCCUUCCUAGAGGCCCACUGGACCAGAUCAAGUCAGAAUCUGAUCAUAGUGAACAAGUGCUACAUCUUUCUGGUGUUCAUGGUGGUUAUUCUGCCCUCUAUGGGACUGACCAGUUUGAAUGUCUUUUUCCGCUGGCUCUUUGACAUCUACUAUCUGGAGCAGGCAUCCAUCCGGUUCCAGUGUGUGUUCCUGCCAGACAAUGGCGCCUUCUUCGUCAACUAUGUGAUCACGGCAGCUUUGCUUGGCACGGGCAUGGAGCUGUUGCGCCUGGGGUCACUCUUCCUGUACAGCACCCGCCUCUUCUUCUCCAGGUCGGAGCCAGAGAGAGUCCACAUCAGAAAGAGCCACGCCAUGGACUUCCAGUACGGGCGAGAGUACGCGUGGAUGAUGAACGUCUUCAGCGUGGUCGUAGCAUACAGCAUCACCUGCCCCAUCAUUGUCCCUUUUGGCCUGCUGUACCUGUGCAUGAAGCACAUCACGGACCGCUAUAACAUGUACUACUCCUACGCGCCCACCAAACUCAACGAGCAGAUCCACAUGGCUGCUGUCUACCAGGCCAUUUUCGCGCCACUCCUGGGUCUGUUCUGGAUGCUGUUCUUCUCCAUUCUGAGAUUAGGUUCGCUCCACAACAUCACCUUCUUCUCCCUUUCCACGCUCAUUAUUUCCAUGGUAGUUGCCUGCCUUAGCACUCUUCUGGGGAAGCUCCGGACGGUAUCUUACUAUGAGCCCGAGGAGGAGAUGGAGACCGUGUUUGACAUGGAGCCAAGCAGCAGCACCUCCACACCCACCUCCCUUCAGCUGUACGUGGCUACUGUGCUGCAGGAGCCGGAGAUGAACCUGUCCCCUGCCUCCUCCCCUGCUCGGCAUACCUACGGCACCAUGAACAGACAGCCUGAGGAGGGAGAAGAGGAGAGCAGUGUCAGGGGCUUUGCGAGGGAGCUGGGUUCCGCUCAGUUCCAGGACGGGCUGGAACUAGAGGGCCAGAGCCAGUACCACUGACCAGGACCGGAGGCCUCCACCUGGCGACUCCAGCGGGAGCAGUGGCCAGGGGAGGGCCCGGCGAGUAGUGGGGAGGCAGGAGGGCCACCCGGACCUCCCCACUACCUCCCGCAGACUCUGGGAAGGCCCCAACAGACACCUGCACCCUGGGUGUUGGCCACAUGGAGACCCAAACCUGCUGACCAGCUAGAAUGGAAGGUGCCGGGCAGUGCAGAGGGCAGUGCCGAGGGCCCCCGGGAUGGGAUGGAGGAUACAGGCAGCGCCACGUCUUGGGAACAGCCGCCAAAGCCCUGGGCACAGAGACUACAGGCUAAGGGACCUUGCUGGGGUCGAAAUGGAGAAGGUGUGCAUAAGGGAGGAGGCAGAAGGAAACCCACCGAAGACUCUUCAGGGUCCUCUCCACGCUUUCACCAGCUGCCCUGCCAAGGAGCUUCCACCACUGCUCCUACGCCAUCCCCCACCCCUACUCCAGUCCCUCCCCUGCGGUCUGAGGAAGCCCAGGUAUUUGUGCUAAGCCUCAUCAACGACAUCCCCAGCAUGGGGAUCUGUAAAGAGAAGUUUCUGCACGCACCUGGGGCAUGCGGCAGCUGAGACCAUAGACCUGAGGGGAGGCAGUGGAGACCUGUCCUAUUCCUCUGCCCCUCAGCAGACAUCCCCAGGAGCAGCAGGGUGGAGACCCUUAUCCUUUCUAUUCUCACAAGGGCAGCUGGGACACGAUCACUCGGGGCUCAUUAAACGGGACCUGUGUGCAUUUUGAUGAAGGCAACCUUGGCUGGUUACUAUAAGGUGGGAGGGGCAGAGGCAGAAUUCAUGGAGAGGGGUGCUGUCCCAAAAUACUGGGUUAUGGGAAACCAGAUACAGCUUCCCCAAGCCCCAGGCCUAAUGAGAGGACCCUCAAGGUCAAGGAUGUGGCCACUGAGAGCUGCUCCUGCCUCAUACCAAACUGAGUGCCUGAGCCCCCAGCAUAACCAAGGUGGGCAGCAGCUUGGGGUGAGAAGUCCAUGCUUCAAACGGAAGGCGACGGCCAUUCCCUGGCCUCUGAGUAGGACCCUUCCUCUCUUGGGGCCACCUGCAUGCUGGACUGAAGACCACUCAAAUGGCCUCCAAUAUGGUCCUGGCCCAGAACCCUGCUGGGGAUGGGGUGGGAGUGGGGCUGUGUCCUCCAUAGAGAAGCCCUUAUCUGGUGGAGGCCUCCUUCCCAGAGCUGCCACCACCCGAGACCUGGAGGAACCAAAUCCUGAGUAGGAACAAUGCUGGUGACACUCGUCCCCUUUGCCACAGUCGGGGGUACAGACCUCUGCCUCUGGGGACAGGCCCCCAUCAGGACCACCAGGCAGUGCAGCAUGUUAGGAUACAGACAGGGGCCAGCUCAGGCCUCAGGGACCAAAAGGAGCUAAGCUGAGCGGGGUCUACGUGGUCUGGAACUCUCCUGAGUUCCCUCCUGCAAAGAUCUGGGUCCAUGUGGCCAACCUGCCAAAAGGAGGCCCCAAGCUCGCCUCCCCCGGGCAUUUCCCACCACCUCCCAGGCACACGGGCGGCCCUGAACUCAGACCACCUGGGUCUUGUCCCUCUUCCACCUGUGCCCACAUCUCAGCUGUAGAAGCUCCAGGCUUCACCAGAGGAGAAAGAGCGCUCAAGAGACAAACAUUGCCAUACCCCCGGGGCUUGGCCCAGACUUGGCAUGAAGGAUCUUUCCAGAGAGCUUGGGUCAGCCGGGGAGUCGGCAGUCUCUCCCACUCCUUGUCCGGCUAGGAAUAAGGAGGAAAUUAUUCCCAGCCAGUCCCUCCUGAACCCAGGCCCCUCAGGGUCCCCUCCUAGCAUUUCACCAGCCAACAAGGAGAAGGGGCCUUUCCCAACAGGGAGAUCUGCCCAUGCCAUGGAAGGUGGCCAGCUCCAGGCCCUCCGGUCCCCAGAAGGUGUAUUUGGUGUGCGUGUGGCUUUCCUGCCAGAAGCUGGCCUGCAGGCUCACGUUCACCGGGCACUGCUUGCUGGGUGCCUGCCCCCCAACCCUGCAGCCCCUGCUGGGUUAUUCCUGCCGCUUCUGCCACUGUCCCUCUUCUGUCUUCCCCCUGCCCACCUGGCAGUGUAUGGAUGCUGCAUAUGGAAGGGUCCCAGCAGAUUACAUGGCAGCAUGGCUGGGGGUUUCCCCCUCUGCAUUUGGGCCAAGUGCAGCUGGUUCUAAGAGAAGGUGGUGCAAAUGUUGGGGAAGUUCCAGAAUCCAUUCACUUCUCUACACUUCCUGGAGACCCAGGGCAACUGGCCAGCACCCUCGGCCCCACCCUGACACACACACAGCCGCUCAGCCUCCACAGUCACUAUGAGGGUGGGAUGGGCGUGCUCUGGCUCCUUAGGGCCUACGCAUCACAUCCAGGCCCUCUCCAGGCACCUCCCCUCUGGCCUGCCCUCUCGGCCCACCCUUGGCCUCCACCCAUCACUAUCUCACCCCACCCCACAGCCCACUUCCCAGCUGCCCUUCUCCAUCCUUCCACCCAAGCACCACCUCUCAGACUUGAUUCUUUCUGGAGGGGGCUGCCUCCGAGGGAACCCAGGAUUGCCUAGAGCCUCUAAGAAAUGCCCCACUGGGCCUAGAGUAGCUCCAUGCCUGCCUGCCUCUUCCUCAGAUGCUUCUGGAAGCAAAGUGCCUAUCAGCAGCAUUGCAUCCUCUGGGGACCCCGGUGCGCGGUGUGGACUUCCCUUGGCCACCACCACUAAAGGAAUGUGCCAGAAUGCCGAAACUUCUCGUUAUUAAUGCUAUGAUUGUGCCUUGAAUAAACAAGUUCUCCCAA
This is a messenger RNA of Leopardus geoffroyi (Geoffroy's cat), 5823 nucleotides long. RefSeq names its product transmembrane protein 63C (gene TMEM63C). NCBI's taxonomy places the organism in Eukaryota, Metazoa, Chordata, Mammalia, Carnivora, Felidae. The transcript is spliced from 25 exons. Gene Ontology annotation, molecular function: calcium-activated cation channel activity. Gene Ontology annotation, cellular component: plasma membrane. Bases 617 to 3037 code for a protein of 806 amino acids. The record is from RefSeq and is a predicted model, not a curated record.